Messenger RNA from Nicotiana attenuata, 3531 nucleotides. RefSeq lists its product as uncharacterized. The transcript has 5 exons. Gene Ontology annotation, molecular function: nucleic acid binding; RNA-DNA hybrid ribonuclease activity. Bases 1 to 3531 code for a protein of 1176 amino acids. Lineage: Eukaryota; Viridiplantae; Streptophyta; Magnoliopsida; Solanales; Solanaceae. The record is from RefSeq and is a predicted model, not a curated record.
AUGCAGAAGGAGCAUGGAUUUUUCAUUGUUGCCCUUAUGGAACCAAUGCAAAAGUUGAAGUUUCUUCAGAAGUAUAGAAGAAGGCUAGGUAUGGAAGCUGCAAUUUCAAAUGUGAAUGGAAAGAUUUGGUUGUUCUUUGAUGCUGUGGUAGAAUGGGAUCUAUUGAUUGACACUGAACAACAACUGACAAUCAGAGUGUACCAUCAAGAACUUGGGGGUGAUUUCAAUGUUGUGAUGGGAGAGGAAGAGAAAAUAGGAGGACUGCCAGUGUAUCCUCCUGAAUAUGAAGAUUUUGCUUUCUGUGUAAACUCAUGUGGAUUUUUUGAUCUUGGAUACAAAGGGAGUCCUUUCACAUGGUGGAAUGGUAGGCCAAAUGAAGAGUGUAUAUUUAAAAGACUGGAUAGAAUCCUUGUGAACAUGCCAUUUCAGAACUUAUUCCCUACUAUUGAGGUAGAACAUCUUAUUAGGACAGGAUCGGAUCAUGCUCCCUUGUUGAUGAGCUGUGGAGAAGAAGCAAUGAAGUUUGUGAAGCCAUUCAAAUUCCUGAACUUCUGGACAAAGCAUGAAUCCUUCAUAGAGGUGGUAAAGCAGAACUGGAGUGCUGAUUUUAUUGGAGAUCCUUUUUUGAUGUUUAAGCAGAAAUUGAAGAGGGUUAAAAUUGCUUUAUCCAAAUGGAGCAAAUUAACCUAUGGGGAUAUCUUCAAGCAGAUGGACAUUAGAGAAGAUGUGGUGAGGAUUAAGGAGAUGCUAUUUGAGGAGGAUCCAUCUUCUGAAAAUAGAGUAGUACUUACUCAAGCACAGGCAGAACUGAAGAAAUAUUUGAACAUUGAAGAACAAUAUUGGAAACAAAAGGCAGGUAUGACUUGGUUUGAAGAAGGAGAUAGAAACGCAAGGUUCUUUCACAAUUGUGUAAAUGGAAAGAGACAAAAAUUAAAGCUGAAAAGGAUCAUGAACAGUGAUGGUGCAUGGAUAGAGGAUCAAGACAAGCUAUCAGAGGCUGCUGUAGAGUUUUUUCAGAAACAAUUCACUGAUGAAGGGGAUUCCACAAGUUUUGAGUUGCUGAACAAUGUUCCUACAAUGGUGACAAGAGAACAGAAUAUGGAAUUAUGUAGAUUGCCAACUGUGAAGGAGGUUAAGGAUGCUGUGUUUGCAUUGAGUAUUGAAAGUUCUAGUUUUGUUAAGGGAAGGAGCAUCUUUGAGAAUAUUUUGUUGACACAGGAGAUUGUUACUGACAUAAGAUUGAGAGGAAAGCCACCAAAUGUUGUGAUCAAGCUAGAUAUGGCCAAGGCAUAUGAUAGGGUGUCUUGGAAAUAUUUGAUGCAUGUACUGAGGAAGAUGGGGUUUGCAGGAUGUUUCAUAAACAUGGUGUGGAAUUUGAUCUCUAACAAUUGGUAUUCAGUGAUUGUGAAUGGUCAGGCUUCAGGAUUCUUUCAUUCUACAAGGGGUGUGAAGCAGGGAGAUCCUCUCUCCCCAGCUUUGUUUAUUUUGUCUGCAGAAGUGUUAUCAAGAUCCUUGAACAAAUUGUUUGAAGAUAGGCAGUUUAGAGGAUUUGGGAUGCCAAAGUGGUCUGAUCCAUUGAAUCACCUUGCUUAUGCAGAUGAUACUAUUAUUUUUGCCUCAGCUGAUCCUUACUCCCUUCAGAAGAUAGUUGAUGUCUUGGCAUUGUAUGAGAGAACCUCUGGCCAGCUGAUCAAUAAGGCAAAGAGUUCCAAUUAUGUGCAUUCAAAGAUUGCUGCAGAUUUGAAGAAUGCAGUAGCCACUAUAACUGGAUUUUCUAAAGGGACCUUCCCAUUUACAUACCGUGGAUGUCCAAUAUUCUACACAAGGAGAAGGAAGAACUACUAUAAUGACUUGAUUCAGAAGGUGAAAGCAAAGCUGCACUCAUGGAAAGGGAAGCUUCUAUCAUAUGGAGGCAAGGCUACAUUGAUCUCAAGUGUACUGCAAAGCAUACCAACUCACAUAUUAUCAGUACUUGAUCCACCAGAUAAUGUGAUUGAGCAUCUCCAUAAAACAUUUGCAAGAUUUUUCUUGAGUAAUAAGGAAGAAGGGAGAAGUAGACAUUGGACAAAGUGGCAGAACCUAUGUCUCCCUAAGGCGGAAGGGGGAAUAGGUUUUAGAUCUUUAUUUGAUGUCUCUAAAGCUUUAUUUGCAAAACUGUGGUGGAGGUUCAGGGCCUCAAAAUCCUUAUGGUCCAAUUUCAUGUGGAAUAAGUAUUGCAAGAAGGAAUUACCAACUGUGGUUCAGUUUAGGGAGGGAUCACAUGUGUGGAGAAAAAUGCUAGAGGCUAGAGAUGAAGUAGAACAUGAAAUACUAUGGGAGAUGAAUAGGGGAUCUACUAAUAUUUGGCAUGAAAAUUGGACUGGAUUAGGAGCAUUAUAUCAUGUAGUUCCUCCAGAUUUUGACAUCAAUGAGGAGCUACAGGAGUUUGCAGUUACUGAUGAUUACUGGGACACUCCAAGGUGGAUGCCUACACCUUCAGGCAAGUUUACUGUGAGUAGUGCAUGGAAGAUAUUGAGACAUAGAGAGCCAGUUAAUCCAGAUUAUGCAAAGCUAUGGACAAAAGGACUUCCUUUCAAAAUUUCAUUCUUCCUUUGGAAAGUUUGGAAGGGAAAGGUUCCUACAGAUGAUAUAUGGAGAGAUGGGGGAUACAUGGUGGUGUCUAAAUGCUGGUGUUGCUUGCCACCUAAGGAAGACUCAUUUCAGCAUUUGUUUCUGACCAGUGAUACUGCAAAAAAGGUGUGGAGUACAUUUAGUCAGGCUGCAGGUUUGGUGAUCAACAUGGUGCAGGUCCAUCAAGUUAUAAAGGAAUGGUGGAAUGCAAAAUGUUGUCCCAAGCUAAAGCCUUUAUUUCAGGUUGCUCCUGCAGUAAUUCUUUGGGAAAUAUGGAAGAGAAGGAACACAAUGAAGCAUGGAGGAUUAGUGUUUUGCAGCAGGGUUAUACAUGAGGUAAACAAGACAUUAUAUUAUUUGGCACAGGUGAGGUAUCCUUGGCUUCCUGGGAUUCCAUUGUUGUGGCCUGAGAUGAUCAGAUUCUUUGAGCAAUAUAAGCCUAUUAUAGUGACAAGAAUGGUUACAUGGCAGCUUCCAUAUGAUGGUUGGUUUAAAUGCAACACAGAUGGUGCAUCAAAGGGGAAUCCAUGUCCUAGCUCGUAUGGCUUUUGUGUGAGGGAUCACAGAGGAGAUUUGAUAGCUGCUAGGGCAAGGGAGAUAGGUGAUACAACAAAUAUUGUAGCUGAAGCAAAGGCAAUUCUUCAUGGACUGUCAUAUUGUGUGGAGAGGCAAUUGCAUCCUUUGAUCAUGGAAACUGACUCUUUGGUAAUGAGGAAGAAUAUUGAAGAUGAAUGGGAGACACCAUGGAGUAUAGGGGCAGAAGUGCGAAGGAUCAAGGAGAUCAAAAAAUUCCUACAAUGUACAGUCAAUUUUCAAUCGUUUCAAGAGGUACCAUUAGAAGGAAGAACAUUGCUCAAUAUGGAUAAAUCACAAAUUCCUAACUUAAGAGUUAGGAUUGCCAAAAGGAAAGCACCAGAUUAA